AUGCCAUUGUACGAAACAGGAACUCUGACCGAGGCACUGCCGACCAUGAAUCAGGAAAAGAGUGAUGAAUACCUUGUGCAGCUGUGUGCAGGACUUAAAUUUCUCCAUAGACAUAAAAUCGCUCACAGAGACGUGAAAACGGACAACGUUUUGAUCACAGCAAAAGAAAAGAGAGUGGUCAUUGCUGAUUUCGGUUUGUCUGAAAUCUUGACCACUAUUGAUACGCCAGUGAGCACAAUAAAAGGAACCCAUAUGUACAUUUCCCCAGAACAGUUUAUCCAGAAAGAAUUUAACGCUUUUAAAUGUGAUAUGUACGCACUAGGAGUAGUCUACUGGUGUAUGGUUUUCAAAGUGGAUGUCUUUGAUUUAAAGAGUACCGAACAAAUGAAGGAAUCAAUCAAUACUUUGUGUGAUACUAGUAUAGACUGGCUGGUUUUGACCAAUCUUUUGGACCCUAGCCCUGUCGACAGGUUAACCUGUUACAAUCUCCUAUGCGUACUGGAGCAGCCUGAAUAUCGUUUUACAGACAGAAUAGCCAGUCUUAGAGGUAAUGGAAAAAUAUUCUAUCAGUCUGUCAUCAAUGUUUAG
Messenger RNA from Biomphalaria glabrata, 588 nucleotides. Its product is annotated as serine/threonine-protein kinase PDIK1L-like. The transcript has 3 exons. Bases 1 to 588 code for a protein of 195 amino acids. The record is from RefSeq and is a predicted model, not a curated record. Gene Ontology annotation, molecular function: protein serine/threonine kinase activity; ATP binding. Gene Ontology annotation, cellular component: nucleus. Lineage: Eukaryota; Metazoa; Mollusca; Gastropoda; Planorbidae. Gene Ontology annotation, biological process: mitotic DNA damage checkpoint signaling; protein phosphorylation.